CAAUAACAAUCAGUCUCGGACCAAGGUUGAGAAAAAGUUCGCUCCUUCCUCCACACUUUUCUCUUUUUUGUGCUCCUUACCCCACUUCCUGCCAUUACAGCAGCACGCACCUCCAUACACUAAAAAAGAGCACUUUCUCAUCUCUCUCUCGCACUCCUCAUCCCUCUUUUGCCAACACCUUCGCCAUCACUCCAUCACUUCCCCGCUUCCUGAGCACCCACUUUCUACACGCUCACGCAAUUCUCUCCUUGAAACAGGAACAGGCCUUUUGAAUUAUUAUUCUAAAACCUAGUCGUUCCACUUCCCCCUCCGGUUCAUAUUCCGCCCGACAAUCACUCUACACAGCAGCAGAAUACAUUGGAACCCCAGCGAUGGCAUCAACGGACCUCAGGAUCAUCAUCGUGGGCUCCGGUAUCGCUGGACUCUCUGCUGCCAUUGCCCUCGAACUCGCCGGCCUCGACUACACCAUUCUUGCGCAGGAAGUUGACACCGGCCUUGCAAGUGACACUCCAGAUGCGCAGACAACCAAUGUCCCAAUUGGAGGUGCUGUUCAAGUUGGGCCAACAGCCCUCCACUUCCUGCACCAGCUGGGUAUCUAUGAAGAAAUCCAAAAGAUAUCGAAACCCGUGAGCGGAUUCUCCAUGAACGAACAUGAUAUGAACUAUGUCGGUCGCAUCGACAUGUCUACCCACCGUGAGAGGUAUGGCUACCAUACGGAAAUAAUGUCAAGGUCACAACUCCAUGCACUGUUACUGCAGCGCAUCCCUCCAAAGCGGAUCCUCGCUAGGAAAGUUCUCGGCAUGAUGCAGGACCAGGACAAGGUCACGGUCCGAUGCUCGGACGGUACAACGUUUGAAGGCGAUGUCCUUAUCGCAGCCGAUGGCGCGUUCAGCAACAUCAGGCACACGCUUUACUGGACCCUGGACGAGAAAAAGCAACUGCACAAGGCCGAUGCUGCGCCCAUGUCCGUCGAUAUGCAUAUCAUCUCGGGCUGCACCAAACAGCUGGAUCCUAACAAAUACCCAAUUCUGCUGGAUGCCAUGAGCGAGAUCCAGUCUGUGCAGUUGCCUGACAAGCCCUAUGCGAUCUGGUUUGUGCCUCUCAUCGACAACAGGAUCGCAUGGGAUGUCACUCGGGAGGUGGACAAGACAGCGAUACGCCAAGGCGAAGCAUCCAAAGUGUAUCAAUGGAGACCAGAAGAUGUAGAGGCCGUGCUGAAGACAGUCAAGGAUUUUGAAUGUCCGUAUGGAGGACAGAUCGGCGAUCUGAUCGAGACCACCGCGCCAGAAAGCAUGUAUUUCUACAUGUCGGAGGAACGUUUUUGCGAGACAUGGUACGGUGGCCGGACUGUUCUCAUAGGCGAUGCAUGUCACAAAGGGUUCCAUCAGCCGGUUAGCGAGGCCAUUGUUGACGCUGUUACGCUGGUCAACUUUUUGUCGAACAUGGCAUCAGACUCUCUGGAAAGCUUGACGGCGGUGUUCAAGGAGUAUAAAGAAAGACGAGCGCCUACAACCAAGGCUGCUGUGGAGCAGUCCGCACACCUGCGCCAGGUGUUCACAGGCAAGGGUCGUGCGGCAUCGCUGAAGCGGAAUGUAGUAUUUAACUAUAUGCCAGAAAAGGUUCGCAAUUUACUGGAUGACAAGAGGAAUGAAGACCGACCCCAGCUGUGGUUUUUACCACAGGUCAAGGAUCGAGGAAUCGUCGCAUCUCUUCCAAAUCUGCCAGUGUCCUCCACGAACUCUGCGACCCCUGGGACCGAAAACACCGCGGAGGGCCAUGUUAAGGUAUCAUUGGAAGCAGCCAUUAAUGCUACAUCGUCGGCUUCAGUAUCAACAACAUCUUCUCCGCGGACAUCGCGAACAUCCUGGUCCUCGUUCGCGAGACCUGCCUUCUCCAUGCCGUCAGCACCAAAUGUUCCUCUUUUCACGGCGGCCACCUCGCCACCCAGACAGAGCCCCUCAAAGCGGUCUUCUGUAAUAAGCCCGCGGAGUUCCUUAAUUCCGAAGGGAGAAAGAGUUUCUACGCGCAAGGGAAGCGAUGCGUCCUCUGGAAGUAGCACGACUCUGGCGGCGACGACCAUCUCCAAUACAGCAGCGGUUACGGCCGUUGAUGCUGGGGAAGUAGAUACCGUGGCUACCGAUACCCCGGUCAAGGAGAAGAAUUCAGUCCCCACAGCGAGCUCCUCUAAGGAGAAGGAGAAAGGGGAGGAGGGGGAGGAAUCGUCGGAUGAAGAAGAGUUUGUCAUUUGCAAUUCGACGCUGGACGACGACAAAGAGACGCUCUCUGACAAAGGGGCGACAACACCAGCAGCGAUCGCGAUUUGAAUCGCGUACCCGAGCCAUCUGUGCGACCACAAUAAAAUAAACUGGUAUUGCUUCAUUGGUGCAUAAGACCAUGGGACAUGGGUGUGCUCCCUUUCGACCUG
Messenger RNA from Gamsiella multidivaricata, 2425 nucleotides. RefSeq lists its product as uncharacterized. The record is from RefSeq and is a predicted model, not a curated record. NCBI's taxonomy places the organism in Eukaryota, Fungi, Mortierellomycota, Mortierellomycetes, Mortierellales, Mortierellaceae. Bases 372 to 2324 code for a protein of 650 amino acids. The transcript has 5 exons. Gene Ontology annotation, molecular function: FAD binding.